Messenger RNA from Durusdinium trenchii, 5526 nucleotides. NCBI's taxonomy places the organism in Eukaryota, Dinophyceae, Suessiales, Symbiodiniaceae. The record is from the annotation of a GenBank genome assembly.
AUGAACGCAGCAGUGGAUUUAGGUAUUAACUUGCUGAUCUUUGUGACCCUGGCGGUCCUUGCUUUGGUGCUUCGCAGGGAGGAUAUCAAGCGGAAAGGUCGCCUCACUGGGCCUGUUUCUGCCUCGGCUUCUUGGCCGCGGCUCUCCUUGUCCUCUGGCUCCACCUGCACUCAGGGCCUCCGGGAUCUCCACCUGCUGCUUUUGGGCAGCGCUUCGACCGGGUUCCGACCCCUUCAUUGCGCCUCUCGGCGUAUUUGCAUGAGCGCUCAGGCCGCUCUCCACAUCUUGAUUGAGGCUGUACGAGCAUCCGCUCGCGCUCUACGGGGCCUAGCUGACAAUCUUGAGAGGGCUGCUGCCGCAGCAGAGAGGGGGCCGUCCGCUGGAUCUGACAGGGUCACUGAGGUCUCCACCGACACUAUCGAUUGGGACCUGGUCACUGAGGCAUUGGAGGCGGAAAGAGAUCAGCGCACCGGUGCCCCGUGCACCAACUUCUCGAGCUAUCACGACGUCGAGAAGAGCAUUCCCCCCUUGCCUGAUCACUGUGUGGAUCUUUGUGGCCGUCUGGGUGGCACCAUUGAGGACGUCAAGUCCCGAGCUACUCGAGCUUGGAUUGCCGGUUGUUGGGCCAAGGCCACAUUGGAGGGAAAGAUCCCAAAGCCUCGACCUACCCCAAAGAUUGCACUGCAGGCCACCACCUACAUCAUCCUCAAGGGUCCAGGCCGAGCAGUAGAGAUGGCGACAGGUGGCCCGAUUCAGUUUUUGGACCAAGGAGUUCUCCAGACCUAUGUGAUGGGCUUGGACCUCACUGCAUGGGAUGGGGAGUGGUCGGAGAGUUUUGCAAUCCCAGUUUUGAGCCGGCAGUCGGGGGUUCUGAUUGCAGUACCAGAGGGAGCUUUUUCUCCGGAGGUUCUCCAGGCUGGAGCUUUUGCAGCGAUGGACGACCUUGUAGGCCCGUCGACGAGGGUGACACUGCCUGCUGUCUUCGAGGAGUUGGACGGGACAGAAACACCCCACACAGAAGAUAUUCCAGUUGUUUUGAUAGACUUCCACAAGAACAUCUUGGAGAGCAUUCGAGGCUUCGACCCAGUCACAGAAGGACCCGGCAUCCGUUGUUUCUCGCCACCACACAUGGAAAUUUUGCCAGAGUCCAAUUCCCUACUUCUUGCGGCUUACGCCUAUGUGGAAGGGGGUACAGAGGGAAGGACUCAAUUCUAUUCGGCAGAAGAGACACAAAUUCCCCCCCUGCCUGUGACCCCGGCACCAAAGGCCUCCUCGAGGCAGCCCAAGGCGAAGGCCUCCCCUGGUGGGGCUUCCACUCCCAAGAGGGUUACUACGGCAACGCUAGGCGAGCAGUUAGCAGAGAUCUCCAAGGUGCUCCCUGCUAUGUCCUCCCAGCUGGAGGCUAUGACCCAGCGCCAAGACAGGGUGGAACGCCUGAUGAGCUCUGUCCAGACCACUGGCCGAUGCAAACCCAGAGCCCCGGAAGACCGUGGAAUUCACGAAUGUGGACGAACCUCUCGCCCUGCCCUAGAUCCAGACUACCCCGGAGGAGAACAGAGCAUUCCAGCUCUUCCACAACCAGAGGCGCUCUCUGCGGCUCUGUUCCAGCACUCUCAGGCUUUGACGACUCUUGUGGCUCACUUAGCGGGUCAGGAUGGCAUGGAAUUUGGCGCGACAGCAACAGGCUCAGCCCUCAGUUUGAAGGGUUCGCUGAAGCGGGACAAGCUGCUCAGGGACCUGGCAGAGAGGCGAGGGAACUUUUUCCUCAAGGUGUCACAAAAUGCCUUCCGGCGCCUCAGGUCCUCAGAGCUCGUCCCUCAGGAGAUCUCUGCCCUUGGAGGACGUGCCCUUUUCUCGAAGUACAUGGAAAGAAGCGGUGGCUAUUCUGGUCAGAGAGACCUGGGCCUCACUAUGUGGCUGCUCAGCCAGAUGGCGGAUGCAUUCCUGAACGAAGAUGCAACCGGGGCCCAAGAACUGCUAGCACUGACUAUGGUGACUUUGGAGCAGGUGGCUCAGGACUCUGGAAAGUGGGAAGUAGGGUGGAUCUUGUCACUGCAGGAGGAUCCUCCUCCGGGUGUCUUCCAAGCAAGGCCCACCACGACGAAUCCCAGGCUCCGAGCCUUUGCCCCUCUUUGUCCGCCGGAGUGGGCCACCACGGCGUUGUCCUAUGUCAAGGAGGUCGACCUGAUAAACUCCAGGAGACAAGAAGCCCUGCCAGGAAAGAAGAACCAGCUUGGGAAGGAACAGGACGACCAGGCCCGUCUGGAGAGCCCCUUUGCUGCGCUCUUCUACCUCAGAACGGUCCAGAACCUCCUUUGCGACGUUCUUGCGGACUACCUUCUGCAUCACAAGACUGCAUCCUUGCAGUUCUUCAAAAGCCUUGUUCCCGUUGCCGGAACUACGUUGAAGCCCGACUUCCUGGUGUCUCUGCUUGCUUGCCUUCAGCCCAGUGCCUCCUUGACCUUGAGGAAGAAGAAAGCUGCCCACAAGAUGCCCUCCGCUUUCCAGGCAUGCUUUGCUAGCAUACCUCAAGGAGACCACCUUGGAGUAGAGAUUGCCACAGAAAGCCAUCGAAACUACCUCAUCUCCAAAGGCCUCCUCCAGGAAGAGGAAGAGGUUAGAUCCGGCCUCCCUUACCUUGGCCAAAAAGUUGCUUCUGGCCUCGUCAUCGAUGACUUCUUUUCCAUCUCCGUCGAGGAUGCCGCAAAUGGAAGAUGGCCUGAUGAAAAGUCUGAGUGGAUAGACACUGCUCAGGCACCUCAGGGAAUCAAGCAAAUCCUCCUGGCAAGAAAGGCCUAUGCUGACGCGGGCCUUGAAGGAUCUCCUCUCAAGGACCUAGUCGAUGAAGAGAAAGGCAAGAUCAUUGGGGCCGAGGUUGACUCGUCAUCACUGACCAGGUCUCUGGGGCUAGUUCUGGUCGCGGCUCCAGUCCGAAAGCGCCUCGCCUUGUCCUACAUCUCCUUGGAGCUGGCAGCAAAGGACACGACUUCCGAUGCGCUGCAUGCUUGCCUGAUUGGUGGAUGGGUGUCCGCUGCGAUGUACCGAAGGCCCUUCAUGUCGAUCCUUCAAAAGGCCUACAAGAUCCAGAUGUCUGAGGUUGACCAGGAGAGGCCAAAGACAGUGAACCUGCCAAGAUCAGUUGCAGAGGAGCUCACCCUGUUGGCGGUGCUCUGCCCACUGAUGCACAAGCACAUACAGAGCAAGUGGUCAAAGCCCUCAGCUGUUUACACCGAUGAGCUGGCUGCGGCCCUGGGACAGUCUUUCGACAAGGCCCUCACGAAGAAGAUCCGGGGGACCCAGUCCGUCGAGCCCAAGCUGAAAGGUCUUGAGAGCCCCCUUUGCAAUGACGUCCUACUGUCAGCCAAAUGGAAGGUCGACAAAGUGUGGUCUUGGAGAAGCCCCAAGCACAUAAACAUUCAAGAGGUCCUUGCAGCUGAGAGACUGAUGAAGGAACAGGCCGUCUCUUGGCCAAAGUCACGCUUCCCCGUUGUCAUGGAUUCAAACGUGGGCAUGUCUGCCCUAGUCAAGGGCAGAUCACCAUCAGAUGGCCUCCGACCCGCCCUGAGGAGGGCAGGGUCCACCAUCGUUGCAGGAGCUUUGUAUCCGGCCUACCAUUUUGGGCCCACCAGACUACUACCAGCCGACCAUCCUACCAGAGACAAUGAGUUCCCUCCUCCAUGCAGGAGCUGCCGGCCUCCUGAGGCGACGUGCACCGAGCUCUUACAGUUCUCAAAGGUUUCAAACCUGGCUCGAAAAGGGGCAAACUGGGUUCGCCUGGUUCUUCUCCUUUUGCAAGACCUGCCCCUGUGGAGCCAAAGUAAGGAUUCCUGGAGGUUUGCUCAUGUCAGUUACAAGCACUGCCCCUUCGGCGCCCGGGGGGCGGAUUUCAGCCAGAAGGAGUUUGACAGCGCUUGUGGCUAUCCCGGAGAAGGUCCUGCUGCUGGAGGCUCUCGAGUGCAGUUGAUGCGUUGCCUUGCUUCCGCCUUUCCCCUUGGAAUUCCAGCCCUGGUUAGACUUCUUGGGGCCCUUGCUGCCCUGGUUGGAAUUUUUGGGGCCUGCAUCAGCUUUGCCACUUUUGUCUUAACCUCUGCCUUGCCGAGGAAAGCUGUGCCUGUCCGUGUCCGUAGCCGUCCCCGGCCGCGCUCCUCUUCUCUGACCCUUUUCAGGCAAGCCAAGCUUCAGGCCCUCCUUUUGGCCAUCUUGUUCCUGGAACACCCAGGCCUUGUAGCCGGCGCGCCUCGCCAUGGACUGAAGCUGCAGCCCAGAGAUGCUGCCGACCGCGCACGACAAGAGACAAGAGGUCAGCUAGAACUGCCUGAUGGCAGACCGGUGCUGGGACAGACCCAGCGGCAGAGAGACAAAUUGAUUGGGGCCUUCGAAGAAUGGCUUCGCUCGCAGGGCAUCCUGCUGGAUGAGAUCCUCAUGGUGGGGGCUCCUGACGUCGAGGCCCUCAACCUUCUGCUGGAGAGGUACGGCCGUGAGCUGUAUCGAGCGGGACGACCGUACGGUCACUACAGUGAGACCGUCAAUGCAGUGUCGGCCAAACGGCCAAGGGUACGGAGACUGCUCCAGCCGGCUUGGGACCUGGCCUAUAGCUGGCUACGCCAAGAACCACCAGUACACCACCUUGCGCUCCCAUGGCAGGCGAUGCUCUCAUUCCUCACUACAUCGCUCUGCUGGGGUUGGUGCAGGGUCGCUGGCAUCAUCGCCCUAUCGUGGGGCGGGAUCACACGGAUCGGAGAAUCCGUAAAUGCCUUCAGACGAGAUCUGGUCCUCCCGUCUGAUGUCAACUACACGAUCGACUACGUGCUCCUUCAAAUAGCUGGGCCAAAGACCCGGUUCAGAUGUGCUCGCCACCAGAUGGCAAAGGUGGAUCAGCCUCAGUUGGUCAGGAUCAUCGUCACGGCCUUUGAGAACCUGCGACCUGACCAACGACUUUGGCCGGCAUCGGGAUCAACGAUCCGGAGCCGUUUCCAACGCCUGGUCCAGGCGAACUCCCUCGACCACCUCCGGACGAAGAAGGGCCUGGACCUUGGCUCGUUGAGAGCAGGAGGAGCGUCAUGGCUCCUGAUGACCUCCGACAACCCAGACAUGACAAGGCGCCGCGGGCGCUGGAUCAAUGCAAAGGUGAUGGAAGUGUACGUGCAGGAAGCUUGGGCAGUUCAGUUUCUGCCACAGCUUCCAAAGUCCAUCAAGGAGGGCAUCAUGGAAGGAGCUGGUUUGUUUCCGUGGGCCUUGGAGCUUGCGGAGAUUUGGAAGAGGGCGGCUGUCCCGGAGUCAGCAUGGCCCAUCCUUUAUCAGAAGGCGGCUCGAGACCUUGAGCAGCAAGAAAUGGGAAGGCAACACCUCGAGAAGGAAGAGGCGGGAGAUGGAGGGGCCGCUUUUGCCCAAUGUGGGCGUGUGCACCCUUUACUGGAUGCAGAAGAAAAGAAGUGCGACCAGCUUGAUGAGUUGACCUUUAACUCAGAAUGCCCUGUUCGCCGCUCAAGCUUCUCCCGCAAAGCCGCCCACCCGAGCCGCUUCUGA